AUGUUCUGUGUUUUUCAGAAAGAUUGCAACGAACUUACAACUGCUUCUGCUUUAAUUCAACAAACCAUUAUGUUGGUGUUGAUAUGCUGUCGCUGGAUUCUUCCUAAAGGUGAUAUGACACGUGACCAAUUGUCGCAACUUUUAUUGGUGUUCAUCGGUAUGGCAGCGGAUAUGCUGGAGUUCUCGUCUGAGUCUUUAAAACUGAAGGAAACUGCUUGCGACGAAACACUUAUCUAUUUCGUGUUGACCAUCUGGUCAUGGAGCUUACUGCAGUUCUCUAUCGGGCUUACGGCGACGAAAGCGCGCAAAACACGUGCGGCGGGAACUGGGGUCGGGGCUCGUUCCAAAGCAGCAGUGACGAAGGUCUGCAACUGUUGUGAAACAGAAAUCUGGGCAAUUAUGACAACAGUUGUAAUGCAAGAUGGACCGUAUCUAGUCAUGAGACUGUACCUCAUUAUCAAAUAUAUGCUGCUAGAUCGAAUGAUGCUGUUUUUUACGUGUAAAAAUGGUCUCCUUGUUCUCCUUCAAACGUAUCGUCUUUAUGUAGUUCUGACGACAGAAAAGGAACCGAGUGAAUCCGGUGACGAAGAAAAAGGUGACAAAGAAAAAAAAGACGAAAAAAAAAUUGAAUGUUACGCGAUGACAGUGGAAACAGACAAAGGCGAGCUUAGUGAUAAUUCAAAACCAAUAGUGAUAAAAGAUUCAUGAAAGGUAUUCUAAUAUUCAUGCCAUCUGUUUAAUUGUCAAUUAUCUACCUUAUUUAGGGCUAGAUAGUAAAAACAUUUGGUAAGAGGAUACAAUCAUACAUGACAGUAUAAGAGUGAGGUUGAUCUCCGAAGGAAAUAAAAUUAGAAAGAAUUGGACUAGAGAAACCAGGGUAAGGAAAUUAGAACUACUAUAAGACAAAUGUUAAUAAUUAAAUUCUGCUAUAAAUUAGUUAUUAGUUUAAUACUUUUGAAGAAGGCAAUGUUAGCUAAUGUUUAUUAAAAAAAGAAAAGGAUUUUUGAUAUCACAUAAUCAAAACACUACUUUCCUCCACCAAUCCAGCCAUAUAAGUUAUUUGAGAACUUCACUAUUAUUAACUAGUGAGCAAAGACCGAAUAUUCUCUGCUGGGAAUGGUUAAUACUAAUAAAUAGCAGAAGAGGGUUUGUUAACAAAAAGUUCCUUUUUCAUUUUCCAUUUUAACUCAGUUUCCA
Molecule: messenger RNA, 1197 nt
Organism: Anneissia japonica
Lineage: Eukaryota; Metazoa; Echinodermata; Crinoidea; Comatulida; Comatulidae
Product: transmembrane protein 26-like
Exons: 1
Coding region: 1-708 (235 amino acids)
Source: RefSeq, a predicted model, not a curated record